Messenger RNA from Beta vulgaris subsp. vulgaris (sugar beet), 873 nucleotides. RefSeq lists its product as uncharacterized. The coding region runs from base 211 to 873 and encodes 220 amino acids. Lineage: Eukaryota; Viridiplantae; Streptophyta; Magnoliopsida; Caryophyllales; Amaranthaceae. The record is from RefSeq and is a predicted model, not a curated record. Gene Ontology annotation, biological process: proteolysis. The transcript has 6 exons. Gene Ontology annotation, molecular function: cysteine-type peptidase activity.
AAGUACAAACGCCUUAAUUACAAAUGUAGCUUUUGCAACUCAAUUAAUCAUUUUUUUUUGUUUGCUUGUAAGUAUAAAAAACAGGCAGCAAAUGACGUUGUCUCAAAAUCACCAGCUUCAGAAACAUCAACUACUCAGAAGUAUGACAUUACUGAUAAGGAUCAUGCCAAGGUGACCACCGAUUUGUUGAGGACUUUGAAGAAAGAAGCUAUGGUGAUGAAAAAGACGCGUGGAAACAUCAUAUUAUCGGUCCCGGAUAGCGUGUUUUACAACGAGCAAGAGGUAAGGCUUGAUUAUGAAGACAUGCUUGAUUGGUGCUUCCAAAGAGAGAUGGGAUCAGCUCACAUGUCGAUUCUCAUGAAGCACUUAAGUGAAUCAUGUCAGAAAGAUGGCAUAUCUGGGGUGUAUGGAUUUUGUGAUCCUAAUUAUCUAGCUCCAUGGACUCCAACUAUAGAAGAAGAACGAUCUGACUAUUUAUGUCGUGUUUUCGGGUGCAAUGGAGGCAAGAACAUUAAUCAACUAUUUUUUGCACCUUUCCAUGAAGAUCGACAUUGGAUGCUAGCUGUCAUAAGCCCUUGGAACGGAACAGUUUUUUGGUUUGAUCCUAGUGGAGCAGACUAUAUUCGUGAAUUUGCUGAACGGAUCAUUAAUGAAGGUAUUGUAAAAUUUAGCAUGGUUCAUCGAAAGGACGUCAAGAAAUUGAAAAAAAAUCCUGUAAGGUGGAACAAAAUACAGUGUCCUCGUCAAGCUCUAGGCUCUAAGGAUUGUGGCUAUUAUGUUUGUCGUUACAUGAUUGAAACUAUCGCAAGUAGACGGCAAUUAAUUCCUGAUAAGUAUUUCCAGGGAUUCCUAGCACUUAUUCCCAAGAGAUGA